Molecule: messenger RNA, 4269 nt
Organism: Helianthus annuus (common sunflower)
Lineage: Eukaryota; Viridiplantae; Streptophyta; Magnoliopsida; Asterales; Asteraceae
Exons: 13
Coding region: 1-4269 (1422 amino acids)
Biological process (GO): telomere maintenance; DNA repair
Molecular function (GO): DNA helicase activity
Source: RefSeq, a predicted model, not a curated record
AUGCCUAAACGUGCAAAGCCUCAAACGUUACCUUCAUUUCCACUUCCUACUGCUGCCCAACCUUCGAAUAUUGGUGUUGGUAGAAGUCCUUUGUUUAACAUUACGAAUGUUCAUCCUAAUCAAGUUGAGCGUCAAGUCUAUGCUGAACGCAGAAAAUUAAGAAAACUAUAUUCGGAUAAUAAUAAAGCAUACAAUAGAUCUUCGAGUUCUCAAAACGUCAUUCGGUCAUCCAACAUUUCAAUAUCCGAUACAAAUGAUUGUCGUGUCGUAACACCAAUUCGGUCAUCCUCUUAUAUCAAUACCAUGGAUAGACGUAUUUUGUCAACCAUACUGUUAACAAGUCCGUACGAGGCGUAUACAUCAGUUAAAUAUAGAAGAAGUCCAUUAUCUAAUAUUACAAAUGUUUCUCAUAAUCAUGUUGAGCAUCAAGAAUGUGUUGAACGAAAAAAAAUUAGGAAAGUAUAUUCAGAUAACAAAAGUCGUGAUGCCAAUAAUAAAUCUUCCACUUCAGAGAACAUUAUUCGGCCAACCAACGUUUCAGUAUCCAAUACUAAUGAAUGUCGUGUCGUAACACCAAUUCGUUCAUCUUCCAUUCCACAGAACGUCAUUCGGCCAACCAACGUUGCACUUGAGUCUGGAGGAAUUCCUUUGUCUGACAUUACAAAUGUUGCUCCUAAUGAUGUUGAUCGUCAACAAUCAGCUGAACGAAGAAAAUUUAGGAAGUCACAUUUAGAUAAUAAAAGAAGUCAUGUGAAUAACAAAUCUUCCACUUCAAAAAAUGUUACUCGGUCAUCCAACGUUUCAACCUCCACUACAAUUGGAUGCCCGAUCGUAACACCAAUUCGUUCAUCGUCUUAUAUGAAUACCAUCGAUCGACGUUUUUGGCCAACCACACCUUUAACAAGUCCGUAUGAAGCAUCUACUUCAGGUGUCAAAGACAAUGUGAAUAUUUAUAUGAGUCCAUGUUUUACAUUCCAAAUAAAUACAACUUCAUCAACUCCACAUUCAAUAAAUCAACCUUCGCUCUCAAGUGAAAGAUCAAAUUUGAAGACGAUACGUAGAGGUAAAGAAAGGUUGUCUAAUAAAGGUCGAUGCGUACAUCCUAUUCCAAUGGUUGACUUAUCUUCCGACGAUCCUAUUAUUCCUCAACAAUUAGCUGAAGAUCCUUAUAAAGGAGUUUCUAAUAAUUAUUUGGAUCAUGGAGAUCAAGUAGUUGUAUGUGGCGUAUGUAACGCUAAGCUGUGGAAAUUUGAAGCCGGAAAAGGAAGGGUUUACUUAGGAAGAACAAGUUACACGCUUUGUUGUGGUUAUGGAAAAGUACAUCUUCCAGAUUUUAAAGAGACGUGUGAGGAAUAUCAAAAUCUUUUCAAGAGUUUAGACGACAAGAGCAAGCAUUUCUUACUGAAUAUUCGUCGUUUUAAUUCUAUGUUUGCUUUCACUUCAAUGGGUGGUAAAGUUGAUUCGAAAAUAAAUAGAGGAAAUGCUCCGUAUGUAUACCGAAUUAGUGGCGAGAAUUAUCAUUCAUUGGGAAGUCUUCUUCCUAAAGAAGGUGCUGAACCAAAAUUUGUGCAGCUUUACAUUUACGACACAGAUAAUGAAGUGUGUAAUCGGAAAACCGUAGUUAGUAACUCAAAGAAAGCAGCUUCCGCAACUUCUGAUUUGCUUGACACUGAACUCAUACAGUAUCUUAAGGUGGUUUUAGAUUCAAAUAAUCAGCUGGUGAAAACUUAUAGGCGUGUACGAGAUUGGUUGGUUGAUAAUCCUCAUGUUGACCUAAAACUACGGCUUAAGGCAAAUAGGUCUAAAGAUGGCCGUACAUACAACCUACCGACGUCGUCCGAAGUUGCUGCGCUUAUAGUUGGAAACAUUGAGGAAGCUCUUGAUAAUCGUGAUGUAGUUAUUGAGUCAAAGAAAGAUGGUCUACAGCGUAUUAGCGAGCUUCAUCCAUCGUAUCUCGCUCUUCAGUAUCCACUGCUUUUCCCUUUUGGUGAAGAUGGUUACCGAAUUGAUAUUCUUCAUAGAGAAGGAAGGGCAUCAAUUAAGAAGAAAGAGUCAAAAUGUACAAUGAGAGAGUAUUUUUCUUACCAUGUUCAAGAUAGAGUCAAUCAUUUUUCUUUGAUUCUUAAUGCUCGAAGACUUUUGCAACAGUUCUUGGUUGACGUUUAUACCAUGAUAGAAAGUGAACGAUUACUAUUCAUACGUCUACAGCAAAGGAAUCUCAGAUCUGAGACAUAUGAGAACCUUAAGAAGCUUGGACAAAAUGGUAAUCCAGAUAUGCAAAUGUUGGAACACGCGUACUACUACCGUCUUCAUUUACCGGAGGAUCGCGACAAGAACAUUAAUCCGGAGGAUAGACCAGACAUUCUAUGUCGAUUGUUCAAAAUUAAGCUUGACGCAAUAAUUAAAGACUUGCAAGAAAAAUCUUUAUUCGGCAACGCAUCGGCAGUUGUGUAUACGAUAGAGUUUCAAAAACGAGGUCUACCUCAUGCCCAUAUCUGUCUGUUCUUAAAUGACGAAAGCAAGCUUCCUUCGGUUGACCAUGUUGACAACUUUAUUUUUGCUGAGAUACCUGACAAAAACUUAGAUCCAGAUCUGUAUAAUCUUGUCAGCGACUACAUGAUUCACGGUCCUUGUGGUGUUGCAAAACCAAAUUGUCCGUGUAUGGUUGAAGGUACCUGUUCGAAGAAAUUUCCAAAGAAGUUCUCUGAGCAGACUACUCUAGAUUCGAAUGGUUAUCCGGUAUAUAGACGAGCAGAUUCUGGAUUUUUUGUUGAGAAAUCUGGUAUUCAGCUUGAUAACAGAAGUGUGGUUCCGUAUAGCAAAACCCUUUUGAGACGUUAUCAGGCACACAUUAACGUCGAAUGGUGUAACCAGGUUGCGUCCAUAAAGUAUUUGUUUAAAUACAUUAAUAAAGGACCAGAUAUGGCAGAAUUUGGUUUUGUACAAAAUGCCGAUGAAGGUCAGCUUGAAGAUAGUAAAGAUGAAAUCAAAGAGUAUUACGAUUGCAGAUAUCUAUCGGCUUGCGAAGCUACAUGGUGCAUCUUUGCAUUUUAUGUUCAUUACCGGUAUCCAUCCGUAAUGAGGCUUCCGUUUCAUCUACCAGAUAAACAAAACGUUGUAUACGGCCCUGAUAACGAUCUUGAUAGUGUUCUUUAUAAAUCAUCUGUUGCUUCUGCAAUGUUUUUGGGUUGGAUGGAAAAGAACGAAAAAGAUCUGUUGGCGCGCAGUCUUACUUACAUUGAGUUCCCUACUAAAUUUGUUUGGAAGCAGCAGGAAAGGGUAUGGGAUAAGCGGAUAAUAGGCAAAAGCAUUGGUCGAAUUCACUGUGUUAAUCCUUCUAUGGGCGAGGCUUACUUUUUAAGAAUCCUUCUUAAUAAGGUAAAAGGGCCUAAGUCUUUAGAAGAGAUUCGUACUGUUAAUGGAGAAGUCUUCCCAACAUUUAGAGAUGCGUGCUACGCUAGAGGCCUUUUAGACGACGAUAAGGAGUAUAUAGAAGUUAUCAAAGAGGCAUACUACACAGGUUCAGGAUACUAUCUUCGUAAUCUGUUUGCUACAAUGUUGGCGUCUAAUACAUUAUCAAGGUCGGAACAUGUUUGGGAAAACACAUGGGAGUACCUUUCGGAUGGUAUUUUAUACAAUCGUCAAAAGCUUUUGAGGAUCGAAGGUUUGUCUCUUCCAGAAGAACAAAUAAGGAACCUAACGUUGCUGGAAAUUGAGCGUUACUUAUUACGUAACAACUCAAGUUUAAGUCGGUUUCCGUCUAUGCCUCAACCCGACAGUGAGUCAAUAUAUUCAGCAGACAACCGUUUAGUUGCUGACGAGCUUCGGUACGAUGUAAGCGCUACUGCCAUCGAAUUUGAUAAUAAUUCAAGAAGCCUAACCGAUGAGCAGCGUUUAGUGUUUGAUGAGAUAAUUGCAGCAGUUAAUAGUAAUGCUGGUGGUGUGUUCUUCGUCUAUGGCUACGGAGGGACUGGAAGACGUUUAUGUGGAAGACAUUAUCUGCAUCUGUUAGAUAUCGCCACCUCCACUGUCUUCGUUCCUGUCCGUUCACCACCUACAUCCGUCGUUAUCGUCGGCAAACCGCCGCCGACGCUGCUGCCACCAGAAGUGGUGUCGGCCGCUGCUGAAGAGAGGAAGAGAGAUGAGCGAGGGGGGCGGUGUUCGUGCGUAGUCGGAGAAGAAGGAGGCACCGGAGAGUCACCGGACACCGUUGUUUUUACCGGUGGUCUUCGUCGGAGGGAACGAGAGGAAGCAGAGGGGUAUGGGUGA